Molecule: messenger RNA, 1128 nt
Organism: Rhizophagus irregularis DAOM 181602=DAOM 197198
Lineage: Eukaryota; Fungi; Glomeromycota; Glomeromycetes; Glomerales; Glomeraceae
Source: RefSeq, a predicted model, not a curated record
AUGGAAGUACUUAACAAAACUUUUAAAGACAGACGAAAAUUUGAAAAUUUUAUACAAGGAAUUUCUGGUACCCUACAGAGAUCACAAACAAAGGAUUCAAAUAUAUCAGAACAUGAGACCGAAAUAUCUGAUAAUGAACAUAGACGGAGCAGAGAUCCCAGUUAUCAUUAUAUAGGAUACUCUUGCCCUUUUUUAUACAAUCAAUAUCGGCAAACUUCCAAAGUCUCUAAUUUCUUUCGAUCAGCAGAAGGAAUGGCUGUUUCGGCAUUUAGAUCAAUUGGCAAAGUGGAUAUUAAUUUUAGAGUCAAGACUCGAGAACCCGCCAACAGUAAUAAGUGUGACGUGGAUAUCAGAGCGCAAGAAAAAACACAAAAUCAAAAUGAUCUCGUUCAGAGCAUCAACAAUAGGAAACAGGGAUGUCAGAAAACAAAUAGUAAAUUACCAACAGCAAAUCGAUUUAUUGAAUCAUCAUCUCUUUCCUUGGGAUGUGAAUGGGAAUUUGGAAAUGAAUCAAGAGUUUUGGCAGUUCAGGAAUUGUGUCGAAAUGAAUACAUUAUUUCAUCUAGCAUCACAGUUACCCAGGCUACUGAUCAGAACUCAUGCAAUGGAAACAGUGAUACAAAAAAUGAAAGUACUUUGCUCGAAUUGCAAAAUGAUCAUGAAACGCAGCACACCCAGGAUCUUCUUGAACUAUUGAAGAAUAAAGAACCAUAUCACGAUGAGAUAGACAAAAAAGCCUUGAAUGAUAUUGAGAUCGCACUCUUCGCCGGAAUGUAUGGCAUUACUGAUUUCUGCCUAGUGCUUGCACGUAAUGAUUCAGUUUUUUGGCUAAAAGAUCAUAAUGGUGUUAUUUAUUUUUGGUCUCGCAUAGAUGAUAGCAUGAUACGUGGAGGAGAUAAUCUGGAAGAAGCUUUGACAAAUUAUCUUUUUCACCACGAAAAUCUUUAUUAUGUCGAUGAGGUUACUCGCAAAUUGGUACCAAUAAAUGCAUAUGAUAAAAAAGCUGAAGAAUUUGCAAAAUCACCAGAAUCUUAUGUUUAUAUUGAUGCUAAAUAUUCAACAAAGCAAAAAUGGGAAAGUGGCAGAAAAAAGAAGCAAAAAAAUAAAAAAAAUAAAAAAAAGUAUUGA